AUGAACGCCACAGGGAGCAUCGCUAUGGAUCCCCCGAAGAUGAGCGGCUUCGCCUACGGCUUCGGCGUCUCCGCGGGGAUCCUCCUCCUCAUCACCACCGUCACGCUCGCCUCCUACUUCUGCGCGAGAAACAAUAACCCGCCGCCGCCGCCGCCGCCGCCCCCUCCCGGAAGGUGGAACCGGAGCCCGGCUUCGGUGGAGACUACCGACGACCUGGAGGUGGGGAUUGACGAGGCUACGCUCGCGACCUAUCCGAAGCUGCUCUACUCCCGAAAGGCCAAGGCCCAGGAGGAGUACAAGGGCACCAACGCGUCCUGCUGCUCCAUAUGCCUGGCCGAUUACAAGGACGGCGACGUGCUGCGUCUCCUGCCCGACUGCAACCACCUCUUCCACCUCAAGUGCGUAGACCCAUGGCUCCGGCAGCACCCCACAUGCCCCGUCUGCCGCGCAUCCCCUCUUCCCAGCCCCCUCGCCGAGGUGGUUCCCCUCUCGCGACUGCCCUGA
Molecule: messenger RNA, 504 nt
Organism: Spirodela intermedia
Lineage: Eukaryota; Viridiplantae; Streptophyta; Magnoliopsida; Alismatales; Araceae
Source: the annotation of a GenBank genome assembly